Messenger RNA from Cetraspora pellucida, 298 nucleotides. The record is from the annotation of a GenBank genome assembly. Lineage: Eukaryota; Fungi; Glomeromycota; Glomeromycetes; Diversisporales; Gigasporaceae.
UACAACAAAUAAUGAAAAAAUAUUAACAAAUUUACCUCAAACUUCAUUGCAAUCGAAAUUAUCUGCUUCAACUAAACUAUUGACUAAUUCUUCUCGAGUUUUGUUGCAAUCAAAAUUACCUACUUUAAACACCUUAACUAUGUCAUUACAAUUACCUAUAUUAGCAAAAGCAAUCACAUUGUCUCAAACAGCACAAUUAACCACAUCAACACAAUCGACAAAUUUAAACAACUUAUUGCAGUCCAUUUCUUUAACUAAAAAAGAAAAGCUGAUGCAGCAACUUCUGACCUUCCCAUGA